Pogona vitticeps (central bearded dragon) is the source of this 2265-nucleotide messenger RNA. NCBI's taxonomy places the organism in Eukaryota, Metazoa, Chordata, Lepidosauria, Squamata, Agamidae. The record is from RefSeq and is a predicted model, not a curated record.
AACAAGAGUCUUUAAAAACAGCCUUUCACGCGACCGCUGCAGACGUCGCGUGGGAUUCCGUGGCGUCGGCCUUGUUGCUCGGUGCCAGAGCUGUCACAAGAAAAUUUGGAUGUGCUGCAUUGUGUUCACUGUAUGCUAAAGACAUUGUGCCUGCAUAUUUUCAUUAUUUGCUGGUUCCUGCAUUCUCCUUAGAAAAACUGCAACCUGAGCAGGUUUUCCAAAGGAAAAUGCAGCUGAAGUUCCAACACGCCAUUGGGAAACUCAGCACAGGGCCAUGGUGGCAGAAGUAUAGAAAGUGCCUUUUCUGCCUGAGUAAUCUCUCCCUUGGAGUCAGCAGUACCGUGCUGCUGUUUUAUGCCCUGGCCUGGGAAUUUGGGAACAUUGUCAAUCUUCCAACCAAAAGAAUUGGCUUCUUCAACUUCUGCCUGUGGGACAAGGAAGCUGGAAAACUGGGCUGUUUUGUUCUCAGUGACUUGGAGAAAAUGAACGUCAACACGUCUGCACUGAUGUUGUCCAGGGUCUUUGUUUAUAUCACACCAGUCCUGUGCCUCUUUGCCUUCACCACAGUCUUACAGGCCUUGUGCUUUAAAGACAGAGUUGGCUGGAAACUUGCCCGUUUUCUUUUAGCUAUUUGCAGUUUAGUGCUGCCCAUUGGUGUCGCUUUGUUUCUCCUCUGCACUGCUAAGUGGAUUAAAGUCUCUGAACUCAGUGCAGUUUUUGUAGCCCUCCUUGGGGCUCAGAUUUUGCUGUUGGUCCACCUGAUCAUUAUUGUCCUGUACCUUGCAAAGUUGAAAGACUCACUUCCCGAGGGAAAGCUGCUUCCUGAGAAGAGUCUUCCAUAAGAACAUGAAGCAUGUGCUUAGUAUUAUAAAUUUUGGAGUGGGAUAGAAGAAUGAGUGGGUGAAGCAACCACACUAUCCUUCCAAGUCCCCAGGGAAAAGAAGCCCGUGUUUGCCAUAUUAAAGAGGAGUGUCUUGAGAGAGAGGUGGUAUUACUGGCCACACACGUUUCUAUAUACUUCUGGUUCUAAUGCUGAGACUUCCUAAAAGAAACACAGUAUGUAAUUCUUUAGAAGUCAACUACAGCUUCGGAGUAUUGAAAGUUUUCUUGGUGCCAAAAGUGGCAAGCUGUUAGUAGAAGGUGAGCUAUUAGGUAUCCACAAAUCUUUGCUUGAUUUACAGACCAGCUAUUGUUUGUGUUAUCUAGCUCUCUUUUUCCUGUCCCAUAUCUCCUGGCCAUGUGCAGAGGGCAGAGAGAGAACCGGGGGCUUCUCAUUUAAGCAGAGAUUUCAAGAAUGUGAGAAACAUUGCACAUCCUGUCAGCCACUUAGAAAGAGAGGUGCAUCGUCACUCUGCUCCUCCAAACUAAUAAAUGUCAGGGAGGAGAGUUGUCUAUGGUUGGGUAUGAGGGGAAAGUGUUCAGAUAGCAGUGUUGCCCAGUUGCAAAGGAGGAGUGGGUUGCCUCUUCUUGUAUGCAAUAAUUUAAAGUGCAGCACUCCUGUUUUUACAUUCGCUUAGUAAUAAAAAUAAGCAAAGCUUGGAAUAUUUUUAACUCUUAGUUCCAUUGUUAAGCAACAGAAAAAAUAACUUGUCACUAACAUUGCUGGGGAUUUUAGAGUAACUCUGUGUUGCUCGUUACAUUUAAUGCUAUAUUAUUUGUUGUGGGGAGCAUGUUGCUGCCUACCUUAAGUAUGGUAGGAGGUAGGGCUGCUCUGAUUUUUAUAUAAACAAGGAUCUGGACUGCUCACAUCCAUACUGGGCCCCACCUGUUGUGGUGGCAAAGCUUGAAAUAAGCUGCUUGGUACUUCCGACUUCUCACAAAUGCAGCAUUCCCAAGGAAGUGUUCAAAGCCUUGUUGCACUAGCAGCACAACAUCCUUGUUUUAGAUAAAAUACUAAGCAACCCCAGCCAUCUUGUCUACAUAAGCAGCAAAAGUAUCCUUCCUUCACGGCUGCUGUAAUAAGUAAAAUAUUAAAAGUUGGCGGUCCUUAUAUCCUUUAAUGUGAGCAGUUCCUUCUUGACUGUGGAAAAUAACUCUGCAGGUAACUUUACUGAUAACUUUACAGUUACUUCCAAGCUAUGCAAAUAAUGGUUUUGAGGUUGUGCUUCAUGUCUGGGAUAACCGUGCCUUGGUGACAGGUGGAUGCGUCUGUCACCUGCCACUACAGACCUGAGUAGGGUUCUUUUUGCCUGGGUGCCUAUUGAAUAUGAACAAACGUUAAAUACUCAUUUGGAUUCUGUAAUAAACAUAAAAUUCAAACUGAAA